GACCAUGAAUGGCAACAGCACCGAGGAGGCCGAGGGAGAGCAAAAAGGAGGCGGUUUGCCUUUGUAGUCGAGGAGGAAUGCGGAAAUGUCCUCUCUCCGUGUCAAACCUCUCUGAAGGGGGUCAGGACACAUUCAGCCGGCGUGGGAAAGCCGGGCCAGAGACGGAGAGAGCUGCAUGGAAGCCUAUCCGGGGAUGUGUGGCAGGGGAGAAAAAACAGCAGAAGAAAGAAAGAAAGGAGAAAAUCCAAAGAAGAGCGUGUUUUUUUUUUUUUUGGGGAGGGCUGUAUCACGAUUUUGCCUUUGUCCUAUGACCCCCCCCCAUCCUGCACACACACACAAAGUUGCAGUGAGAGUGGGUGUGAGUGAGUUUUCGUACAGCCCUCCUCCUCCACCUCCUCCACCUCCUCCUCCUCCCUCCUCUGAGUGUCUCUGCCCGGCCUGGUGCAGUGUGAGGGAUGGGGGAUUAGAGCCUACACCCUCCGACUACCUGUGUGGCCCCCGCAUGGAGGACAGAGGACAGGGAUGCGUUUGAUGCAGGACCUUUUACCCGAGAAACGAAUGCCUCCUCAGCAUUGUCUCGGACAUGCCGAAGUCACAACAUAUACCAAGGCAUUGCAUGUGCCACCUUUUUUCUGUGAAUAUGCCUUUGUGAGAAACCCUCUGGCUCGUCACCCUCGCCGGGAUUCCCCGCAAUAGUUUCAACGAGAGACGAGAACAAAACAAAAAAAAGCAACAAACCCAACCAAUCUGCAAACAUGGACAAAGACAGUACUGGUACUCAAUAUGAACCUGUGGCCGAGAUUGGAGAAGGAGCUUAUGGGAAAGUGUACAAGGCGAGGGAUCUGAAGAACGGGGGACGCUUUGUAGCCCUGAAGAGAGUCCGAGUACAGACUGAGGAGGAAGGGAUGCCUCUCUCCACCAUCCGGGAGGUGGCGGUACUGAGGCAGCUGGAGGCCUUCGAGCACCCCAAUGUUGUCAGGUUGUUUGAUGUGUGUACGGUCUCUCGGAAUGACCGAGAAACCAAGCUCACCCUGGUCUUUGAGCACGUGGAUCAGGACCUGACCACCUACCUGGAGAAGGCCCCUGACCCUGGAGUACCACCUGAGACCAUCAAGGAUAUGAUGUACCAGCUGCUCCAGGGGCUGGACUUCCUGCACUCGCACCGAGUUGUUCACCGCGACCUGAAGCCCCAGAAUAUCCUGGUCACCAGCGGAGGACAGAUCAAACUGGCGGACUUUGGUCUGGCCCGGAUCUACAGCUUCCAGAUGGCGCUCACCUCUGUGGUGGUGACGCUGUGGUACAGAGCCCCAGAGGUGCUGCUCCAGUCCAGUUACGCCACACCAGUGGAUCUGUGGAGCGUCGGGUGCAUCUUCGCUGAGAUGUUCAGGAGAAGACCGCUAUUUCGAGGAAACUCAGAUGUUGAUCAGCUGGGAAAGAUUUUUGAUGUUGUUGGGGUACCUUCAGUGGAGGACUGGCCCCAGGAAGUGGCCCUACCACAGAGUGCUUUCAGCCCCCGGCCCCCUAAGCCCAUAGAGGACUUGGUUCCAGACAUGGACGAGCAAGGACGGGCCCUCCUAUUGCAAUUCCUCGCCUUCAACCCCUCCAGGAGGAUAUCGGCCUUCGCUGCUCUCAGCCACCCCUACUUUCAGAGUGUGGACAGCCACAGUAGGAGUGUGUACGCGGCCCAGCCAAUCCCCAGCAACAAGCCCACUAUGGAGGAGAGGACUGCCUGACCGUCCUCCUUCACCCUUAAUCAUCCCAUACAGUGUCUAUAAAGAGUAUUCUGCGCACCCCGCCUUGGUAUUUUUCAUGUUUUCUUGUUUUUACAGCAUUAAAUCAAAGUGUGUUAAUAAAGCUUUUUUGGCACUGAUACACAGAUACAUCUUAUAUGUAGAAGUGAAAAUAAAUCAAUGUAAUUUCAGUACAAAUAUAGAACGCAAAGCGAUUGUCACAGAGGCAUAUAGAAGCUCCUUUGGCAUCAUUUACAUGCUUGAAUCUAUGCGAUAAAAUCUUUCCUAGUGCUUCUUUGCAUAAGUCCUCAAGCUGAGGUUGCAUGGUGAGCAUAACUGAACAGCAGUUUUUAAAGUUCUUAAACUAAUUCUGACUAGAUUGGGAUUUGAACAGAUUUGGAGUGUCGCGCUUUUAAAGACAGUCCUGUGUAGCUAUAAGUCUGUGGGUUGUUGUUUUUUCUACUUGAAAAACAAUCUUCUCACAACAUGACAGCAGCUUUUACUCCAGAACUCUUCUGUGUUCUGCUGCAUUUAUUUUACCCUCUAUCAUUGCUACAACAUUAUGCCACCAACAUCAGACAUAGAGUAGAAUUUAUUGGUCAAAAUACAUUUUUAGCAUCAUUCCACAACAGUCUUCUUUUUCCAACAUCUUUGGGGAAAAAAUGUUGAACUUUGCCAGUUGGCCGUAAAGCUAGAAAUGCAAUACACAAGGCAACCGUUGCUAUAGGCUCAAGGUAUCCCUUCCCAGUAAGGGAACCUUGUACCUUCUUCAGUGUUCACAGACAUCAUUGUGGCCUUAUAGCCUCCUCACACUUAACCUUUAGUUUUUGAGGAGGACCUGCUCCAGACAGAUUUGUACUCGAUACUCAAGUGCCUUCAUAUUUUACUGGUAUCCUAACUAAUUGGUUCUUCUGAAUGUAGCUGUAGUUUAUGCCAGCUGUUUAGCUCUGCAGAUACCGGUGUGUUUAACAAAAAAAAUCACAUCUUCGAUUACCCACGUGAUCGCCAUUCUACCUAUCUUUUUACACUUCUCAAAAGCUGUUGGCUUCAGUGAAGCAAGAUCAUUUGAAUCCAUUUUUAGAGAUUUGUUUUCUCUUUAACUUUGAAGGGACAUUUUAUUUUAUGAUUAUCAGUGUCAAAAAAGCUAAAUCAGAUGAUUUUUGUGUUGAAUGACAUGAAAUAAACCAAGAGGGCGCACACUUUUAUAUUCAAUGUACAAAACUUUAGGAAAGUACUCCUGAAGAGCGGGUAAAGAUUGUGUCAAGAAAGAUGACACCAAACCCUCUCACCCCCUGAAAAAUGCACAAAAGCUAUCCUCCUUCCAUGAACUGAUGGAUCGUUAUUGCUGCUUUUAGGUUGUUAAAUGUUGAUGAUUGACUGUGUUAACAAUGCAAAAAAGACUUGCAUCUCAGAUAGACUGGUAAUAGUGGGCAAGCAGACUAUAGAGGGCCAUGAAGCAGAGGCCUCUUUAUGACCAGUGUUUAGCCUCGCAAGAGCCCCCUUGACUGGGGGACCGGACCACACAGGAUCCUGGGUGGACAGCGUGGAUCUCACCUGCCUUUAUGCUUACUGUGGUUGUGUGCAGUGAGCAGAUAUACAGUACAAUAUAUGUACAAAACAUUUAGUGUGUGCACUACCACUGACAACCUUAUUUACACACCUACUUAUUGAAACAUUAUUGGGCAUCACAAGCCAGCCACCCACUGCCAUGUUGUGUCUUAUCAUUCCAGUCCUACAUGUAUUAUAAUACUGCCACCUUGAGGAUGUCCUGGGUAACUGCAGAGCAGUAGCAGGAUUCUAAUGGUUUCUGCAUUCUUCUGGGAACUCAUCAUAAUGGGCUGAUAUCAGUGCUGAGACAAUGAUGAAAGAACAUAAUAGAAAUACGCCUGCCACUCAUAAGUCUGCCAUCGCAGGCUUUUAUCAUUAUAAGAUACGAUUAUUAUUUACUAUCCGAAUGUUACAGUAAUGCACAGGCUUGCAAUAGGUGGAGAAGGUCCCACCAGCACUAUUCAACACAAAUACAUUUGGCGCAGAAUAGCAUCGCCAAUAUUCUGUAUUUAAUUUAAAUGUUAUUGACAAGUCUUAUAUGCUUGUUUUCAUCAAGUUGUUACUUGAUUUAAAUAUGCUGGGGCAUACAAUAUUCUUACACCAAUUACACCAACUGUUUAGAUGAUUAUAGAUUUUGUGUAAGAAUAGUUUGACAAUGUAAGAAAUGUAUACAGGCGAGGCAGUGGUACUGUACAGUAUAGAGCGCUAAAUACAAGCUGUAAUGAUAGAAACCUUUGAUAUGUGCAUCGUCAGCCCAUAGAUAUGUCGUUAAAAUGGAUAGAUGUAGAGUAGCGAGGGUCUGUGGAAGGUUGUUUGGCAAGAGUAUGUUGUCCAUUGAAAAAUGUGUUGCGGGCGCUAUGGGUGCUUGUUGAAUUUCAUUUGCUUUGGAUUGAGAAUGACUAUGAAUUUUACAUAGCUUUUGAUAAGGAAAUAAUGCAAAGAUAUUUUGUGUACAGUUUUUGCUUAUUUUACAGUCAUGUCCAGUUACAUUCACGUUCAGUUAUUUUUUACCAGAAAGGAAAAAGCAAGUAAUGCAGAGUUGUAUUUUUGUAUGUAGUAGUUCUUUCAGAACAGUAACAUAUUUUAACACUGGUUAACGUUUUCUUAACAGGUAGUGCUGCUAGCACACACACACACAGACACACUCUCUGACUUUCUCAGGUUCUUUUUAUGGUCGUCCGAACCUUUUGGGCACAGUUUGCACAUCUCUGGGCUACUAACUGACCACAUCACAACUCCUUCAGGUUUUCUUUCGAGCUGUUCCAUGAUCAUGUCAUUGAUCAUAGUCUACUGUCAUUACUAUUUAUCAAAUAUAUGUUACUGUAGUCAUUACUGUCUGAAGAUAAUUGCCUGUAUCAACUGUUGUUUUUUUCCAGCAACUUGUAAUUGCUAGAUGGCGAACACAAUGUAGAUUCAUGUAUAAUUGUCUGUUAACUAAGCACUGUGUGAAUUUUCUAUUUGAUAAUGACUCACAUCUGGUGUCAGUGAUGCGUAAUGCAAUGAAUGCCCUAAAUAGAAUUUGAAAUAAUGACUGUUAAUACAUUUCACACAAAACUGAAGUCAACUGUUGAGCUUUUACAACCUUCCCUGUUUUGAAACCAAUGUAGCUUCAUCCAUCCUGUAACUCAAAUCACAUGUUAUGUUCCUGUGUCACAUUUCUUUUUAGCAUACGGAAAUGGCGACUGGGAAAAACACAAUCAUGGCAUUAUACUUGUGUAUGAAUGCAGGCAUUGGUGUCUUAUUAAUGUGUUGCACCAGUUGAAUAAAAAGCAGC
Messenger RNA from Anoplopoma fimbria (sablefish), 5052 nucleotides. RefSeq names its product cyclin-dependent kinase 6 (gene cdk6). Gene Ontology annotation, molecular function: cyclin-dependent protein serine/threonine kinase activity; cyclin binding; ATP binding. The record is from RefSeq and is a predicted model, not a curated record. NCBI's taxonomy places the organism in Eukaryota, Metazoa, Chordata, Actinopteri, Perciformes, Anoplopomatidae. Bases 756 to 1733 code for a protein of 325 amino acids. The transcript is spliced from 8 exons. Gene Ontology annotation, biological process: regulation of G2/M transition of mitotic cell cycle; protein phosphorylation; signal transduction. Gene Ontology annotation, cellular component: nucleus; cyclin-dependent protein kinase holoenzyme complex; cytoplasm.